AUGAAGCUGAAAGACGGUAGCCCCGAUUGCAUCGAAUUCUACAGCCUCGGACAGGAUGAUAUGCUUGGCACAUCAGCUCCACGCGAUAACCCUGAAGUUAUUGAGAGUGAUUGUAAGACCUUUCAGAACUUCUUUUGUCAUACGUAUGGGACUACUCGCCAUCUCCUCGCCCUUUUGGACAAGCACUCGGGUCUCGAGCAUGGCACAUUCGCCGCCCUCAGUCUUCAAGACAAGCCUUCGGGAGCUUUCUCCUCGCCUACCCAAUUGCCUUUCGCAGACAGUGGGUAG
This is a messenger RNA of Letharia columbiana, 288 nucleotides long. RefSeq lists its product as uncharacterized. The record is from RefSeq and is a predicted model, not a curated record. Bases 1 to 288 code for a protein of 95 amino acids. The transcript has a single exon. Lineage: Eukaryota; Fungi; Ascomycota; Lecanoromycetes; Lecanorales; Parmeliaceae.